This is a messenger RNA of Paramecium octaurelia, 654 nucleotides long. NCBI's taxonomy places the organism in Eukaryota, Ciliophora, Oligohymenophorea, Peniculida, Parameciidae. The record is from the annotation of a GenBank genome assembly.
AUGCUAAUGUAGUACCAUCAGGAGAGUAACAAAUUGAGUAAACUGUAUUAGAAUGACCAUCUAGUUUGGCUUUUUAUUCUCCUGUCUUUACAUCCCAUAAACGGAUAGAGUUAUCAUCACUACCAGAUGCUAAUGUAGUACCGUCGAGAGAGUAACAAAUUGAAUAAACUAUUCCAGAAUGACCAUCUAAUUUGGCUUUUUAUUAUCCUGUUUUAACAUCCCAUAAACGGAUAGACUUAUCUGAACUACCAGAUGCUAAUGUACCAUCAGGAGAGCAACAAAUUGAAUAAACUGUUGAUUAAUGACCAUCUAAUUUGGCUUUUUAUUGUCCUGUUUUAACAUCCCAUAAACGGAUAGAGUUAUCAUCACUACCAGAUGCUAAUGUAGUACCGUCAGGAGAGAAACAAACUGAAUAAACCGUUGAUGAAUGACCAUCAAAUUUGGCUUUUUAUUGUCCUGUUUUAACAUCCCAUAAACGGAUGGAGUUAUCUGAACUACCAGAUGCUAAUGUAGUACCAUCAGGAGAGUAAUAAAUUGAAUUAACACUAUUUUCAUGGCCAUCUAAUUUGGCUUUUUAUUAUCCUGUCUUAACAUCCCAUAAACGAAUAAAGUUAUCCCAACUACCAGAUCCUAAUGUUGUGCCAUCAGGAGUGA